This is a messenger RNA of Pocillopora damicornis (cauliflower coral), 736 nucleotides long. RefSeq lists its product as uncharacterized. Gene Ontology annotation, cellular component: nucleus; nucleosome. The record is from RefSeq and is a predicted model, not a curated record. NCBI's taxonomy places the organism in Eukaryota, Metazoa, Cnidaria, Anthozoa, Scleractinia, Pocilloporidae. Gene Ontology annotation, molecular function: nucleosomal DNA binding; structural constituent of chromatin; double-stranded DNA binding. Gene Ontology annotation, biological process: nucleosome assembly; negative regulation of DNA recombination; chromosome condensation.
GAUCUACAGCAAACAACAUGUCCGAAGAAAAGCCCCCCGUUAAAAAGAAGCCAGCUGCGCCCAAAAAGCCAGCCGAGCAUCCACCUUAUUCUGACAUGAUCAAAGCUGCUAUCUUAGCGUUGAAAGAGCGAAACGGUUCUUCCCGCCAAGCCAUCGAGAAGUACAUCAAAGCCAACUACAAGGUUGGUGAGGUCGGCUCGCACUUGAAGAUGGCUUUGAAGAGGGGCGUUACUAGUGGCAAGCUUGUCCACACCAAGGGAGUUGGUGCUUCUGGUUCUUUCAAGGUGGCCAAGGAGGAAAAGAAGGAGAAGAAGCCGAAGAAGAAGCCAGCUGCAAAGAAGAAGCCAGCUGCAAAGAAGAAGCCUGCUGCCAAACCAAAGAAGCCCGCCGCCAAGAAGGCAGCAAAGAAACCAGCGGCGAAGAAGACAGCUAAGAAACCCGCCGCCAAAAAGCCAGCAGCGAAGAAACCCGCAGCUAAAAAACCAGCUGCAAAGAAACCUGCGGCCAAAAAACCAGCAGCGAAGAAGCCUGCGGUUAAAAAGCCCGCCAAGAAAGCUGCGAAGAGUUCGAAAUCUCCGAAGAAGGCUGCCAAGAAAUAGGGAGGAUAACAACUCCUCGUUUAAUCAAACGGCUCCUUUAGGAGCCACCACAUUCAAGAAAAAGUUAUGACCAACUGAGUAAAACACUGUUUCGAUGAUCGAGUUUAACUUUGCGAUAAAUUUGGUAAUGGCUCUCA